Molecule: messenger RNA, 435 nt
Organism: Vittaforma corneae ATCC 50505
Lineage: Eukaryota; Fungi; Microsporidia; Nosematidae
Exons: 1
Coding region: 1-435 (144 amino acids)
Molecular function (GO): protein binding
Source: RefSeq, a predicted model, not a curated record
AUGAACAUUGCACUCAGAGAAAAGGAGUUUAUAGAUGUCUCAAAGCAAGCUAUUGAAUCUGUCAAGGCUUUACCGUCGUCCAUGGGGCCUAGAGUACUUCUUGCGUCUAGAGACAGGAGGGCAUACAUUGUGAGUCUUUCGCAGGAUUUGGCCAAUGCUUCUUCAAAAGUAAUCAAGGCCUAUGAAGAUGAGCAUAGAAAGAGGAUAACUGACGCAGAGUACAGCCCAGUUGGAGACAAAGUGAUAACUGUUUCGGCAGAUAAUCAAAUCAUCAUCUGGGAUAGAGAAGAGAAGACGUUUCAGAGGUUUAGUGGGCACAACAGAGCCAUAACAUCAGUUACGCUCAAUUCAAAGAACAACAAAAUUGUUACUGGAUCUGAAGAUGGUGCUUUUAUUCCUUUGGAAUACUCUUGGGGAGAAAAUAGCGGUUUUUGA